This is a messenger RNA of Pteropus alecto (black flying fox), 4934 nucleotides long. It is a transcript of the gene NSUN7, whose product is annotated as NOP2/Sun RNA methyltransferase family member 7. The coding region runs from base 267 to 2441 and encodes 724 amino acids. The record is from RefSeq and is a predicted model, not a curated record. The transcript has 12 exons. NCBI's taxonomy places the organism in Eukaryota, Metazoa, Chordata, Mammalia, Chiroptera, Pteropodidae. Gene Ontology annotation, molecular function: methyltransferase activity.
UGUCGGUUGCCAUAGAGACCCGGGUACUGGGCGGGGCGGGAGCUGCCGGAGACUUAAGAGGCCUACCUUCGGCGGCGGCCUGAGCGCGUCCCCUGGCCCGGUGUUCCACCUCGCGCCACCCGGCUCCGCCGCCACGUCCGCGAAGAGGGACGGCUCGUGGCCUGGCGAAGCCCUGAGAGACGAUGCUUACGGUACAAGGACAACCAUUUCCUGGAACAUCUGAAUUGUAAUUCAAGCUUGAGUUACCGACAAGUCAAGGGGCAAACAUGUUAAACUCCACCAAUGAACUGCAGUUUUCCAGCGAAAAUACAGAAGAGAUCUCCAGACUCGCUUCCCUGGCACUGUCAGAUGACGCAACAUCCAGCGAAAAAAACUCACCUGGUUUACUCGAAAAAACUGGUUAUCCGGACUCUGUUUACGUUAUGGCAGCAAACAUCUUUCAGGGUAUUCGAAUCGAAAAGUCACCAGAGAAAGUCUUAAUAAAGUAUGGGAAUGAACCCCUGCGGUCCUCGUCCGAGUCUGAGGAUGAGUCCUUGCAGCGUUUAUCCUAUGAGUUGGCUUUCAGUGCCCUGAAAUAUCAAGAUAUUUUAGAAACUAUAUUAAUAGAUAGCUAUAUCUUCCCAAGUACCACAAUACCAGAUCAUUUGAGCAGUCUAAUUAUUGUGAUGCUGUAUGAUUUUCAAGAUAGAAAAUUUCAAGCUCGUUUCCUUUCUGAUAACGAAGAGUCCGUAGCAGAAGUUCAAGAAGUAGAGAACCUUCUUAACAGUUUUAAGACAAAAUUGGCUGCAGCAUUGGCAAGAUGUCGAAUCAAACAUGAUGCCCUUUCAAUUUACAACAUUCUUCCAGAAACAGUUAGGAACCAGGAACUAAGGGCCUCCACUUUACCACUUUAUGCUUGGAUAAAUACUUGUAAAAUCAGCCCUGAAGAAGUUUAUCAUAGUUUGAAGAAAAAAGGCUAUAAUAAAGUUAAAUCUGUACUGCAUAUUGAUGAUAAAAUCUUUGCUGUGGACCAACAUUGCUAUGAUGUCUUAAUUUUUCCAUCUCAUCUUAAAAAUGAUCUUCUAAAUAUAGAUCUUUUUAAAGAUUAUAAACUGAUAUUUCAGGACAAGUCUCGAAGUCUUGCUGUUCAUUCUGUAAAGGCUUUAUUAAAUAUGGAUGAUGAUAUCUUAAUGGUCAAUACCGGUUCGUGGUAUACAGUUGCCCAUAUGUCAAUCUUAACGAAUAAUAAUACCUCAAAAAUAUUUGUGUGUGGAGUACAAUCACAAGCUAAGCAUCCUGACUUGAAGAACCUUUUUACAAAAAUGGGAUGUAAAAAUAUUGAAAUACUUCAUGAGACAUUUCUUAACAUUGAAUCAAAAGAUAUUAGAUUACAGAAAGUUAAAGUGAUUCUGCUGCUACCUCGUUGUUCAGGACUAGGUGUUAGUAAUCCAGUAGAAUUUAUUUUAAAUGAGCAUGAAGAUACAGGUUUACUUAAAGAUUUCUCUCAAGGAGGCACGUCAGAAGAUAAACUUCAUGUUCUUGCUCAACAGCAAUAUGAACAGCUAACACAUGCAAUGAAAUUUACUAAAGCUCAAGCAGUUGUUUACUGCACAUGCUCAGUUUAUCCAGAAGAAAAUGAAGCUGUUGUUAAGAAAGCACUGGAAUUUCAAGAUCAUGGGAUUAAAGUACAACCUUAUAGGCUUAGUCCUCCUGUCCUUCCACUGUGCUCUUUAAAGGAAAUACAUUUGUCUACUGAUAAAUUUUUCAGAAUGGAACCAUCUGAAAUUACCAAUGGUUGUUUUCUUUCUGUUCUAACAAGGGAGCGAGACCCUUCUGAGACAGUGUCUGUGAAAGAUGUUUUGGCCCGUGCUGCAGCAAAGGGUCUACUGGAUGGGAUUGAGUUGGGUAAAUCUUCAAAACGAGAAAAGAAGAAGAAAAAAUCAAAAACAUCAUUGCCAAAAGCUUCCACUACUGAUAGUAAUGGCAUUCAAAUGAAAAUUGCUGAGUUCCUGAGUCGAGAAACGGAUGCAAAGGCUAAUCGGUUAGAGACAUCAACAACAAAAACAUCUGCUCCACCGAAAAAUACAAUUCAAGUGGCUUGUUCCUCACAGGUCAGAAAACCCAGCAAGCCUGUUACCAAUCCUUUAGUGCCUACGUUUAUGAAGAACACAUCUCCCUCCAGACCCCACCAACGCCAAGCAAACUUCGUAAGACCUCGUCCAGAGGACAAAAUGGUUGUACUGAAACCUGUAGAGAUUGUUUUGCCUCCAGUAAUGUUGCCAUUUUCAAAUCCCCAAGGGAUCAGACCUCAGAUACCAACUCAAAAUUUUUACUACCGUUGGGUUGGACCCAAGACUGUUGUGCCCAGCUACCUUUCUACACCAUCAGUAUCCAGAAAAGGGGAAAAGCCUAAAGAAAAUUUACCUUCUUCCCUACUCAGACGUCCUCGACCAUGGCUUUGACUGUCUUGUUUUUUUACAGGGGUCAAGAGCAAUUGGCUUUUUUUCAAAGUCUGACAUUUCUCUGAAGGUUAGACAUCGCUACACAAGUAACUAAUCUUUUUGGUCACUUAGUACCUUCUAAAUGUUGUAUUACCUUCAAGAGAAUUAAGACAAGUGAAAACAAUAAUGUAGGUGGGUAAGCAAAGCAAAAUUCAGAGAUUUCAACAACUGAGGGCUAAUCUGUUGUAGAAUGUCCACUUGUAGACUCAGUGUCAGCUGUUAGAACUUGUCUCACUCUUUCAGUGUGGACUUAGGACACCACUUUUAAAAGAAAGCUGCGACAACUUUUCCUGAAGGGAAACACCGUCUACCUUGUAACAGGCUUUUUUUCAAACUUAAUUUGUGAGGCAAUUUAUUAGAAAGCAUAGAUAUGGAAGAGGCUGACCGUCUCGCACUGAGUCUAGUUAGUUGUCGUUUAACAUUUUGUCACUACUGAGGUUCAUUUUUUUCUUAAAUAUCAAAAUAUUCUUUAAGCAGGGGAUGAUAUGAGUUUUAUAAUGUGGUUGAAGUUGAGUAUGAGUAAGAAGAAUGAGAAGUUCCAAAGUUCCAGGUAUAGGUAGUUCAAAUGUCCAUUUACAGAGUGAAAACUGUUUCUCCUUGGAAAAGCUUCCAGGAUCCUGAGCAGAUCGAACAUUAUCAGCUCUCCCUUCUGUUUAUGCCAAAUACUGUUGUAAAAAAAGUGACUGUAAGCAAAUUUCCAUCUAAAUAGUAAUAAUUCUGAGGAAGAGGCAAAAUUUCUGAUUUUAUUCAAAGAUCAGGUCAAAUGCUGAAAUCUAUAAAUCAUUUCAAAUGGCACACAGUAAUCAAAUUUGGUAAAUCAUUUCUGAUGCACGAUUAAAAUAUAUUAUAGCACUAUGUUAAUUAUAUUAAAAGUCAAUUCAUCUUGCAUGUAUUAUCAAUUGCCUACCAAAAAUUGGUAUGAUUAUCAUUUCUGGGUCUAUUGAUCUUUUUUUCAUCAUGGCGAAAGAAAUUGCUUGACAUUAAAUUGAGUAAGUUAUGACUAUAAAUCAUAUUGUUCAAAAAAUAUACAUAGGCACAUUCAUAAAGUUCGAAUUUAAAGCUCUAUAUUCAGAAUCCAGUUGUGUCGAACAAUGUUAUAUAAAUUCCUAAAUGUCCAAUUCAAGUGGCAUGAUUUUAGUAGAAUAUUAUCCUCUUCAUGAUGAAUGUUUAGGUCUAUUUCAGCUCUAAUAUUCUAUUCUUUAUUUUCUCACUUUAAGUGAGGAUAAAAAAUGGUGAAUAUCACUUAGUAGUAAUAAAUUUUUACUUUAGCUAAGGAUUUACAUUUAUGAGUAAACUGUGUCAGUGAAGGAAACAACUUUUUAUACUUGAGCCAGGCUUAUUAUAUUUUAAAUCCCAAAAGAAUUCUCAUAUGUAAAUUAUGGCUUAAAAUAUACAGAAAUAUUUUGAAUGCUAAGCUUAUUUUACCGAUUUCAAAAAUCAAAAGCUAUGUAUUUCUUUGCUCUAAAGUUAUAGUGUUUCAUCCUCUUACUCCUCCUAUCUGGCUUAGAUAUUGCAUGCCUCUGGGGGGCCAGUGCAGUUGAACUUUGUUCAGUAAAGAGCUGGUAUCUUAUCCCAGGAAUCCUUUAUCUUUUUCCUACCUCCUUCCCCCUGUCCCAGACUGAAAAGUACUCCAUUGUCCAAAAUUAGCAGGCCCGAGAUUUUAAUUUUUUGUGAUAGAAAACUCACUAUUAUGAAAGUGUUCAGGGUAUUUUUCAGCUCUCUAUAGCAGCAUGUGAUUCAUGCUUUAGCCACUUAUAUUUGUUAUCUCAUAACGUGUAUCCUGACACUAAAUGAUUUUUCUCUUUAGAAGUACAUGGAGAUUCUGAAACCAUUCAUUAAUUAAUCCUGCAGUUUUGAGAAUCUUCUAAGAGUGACAUGAUCAAUUAUUUAAAUACUUCGGUAGAGUAAAAAGUACUUGGGAUAAAAACUGUGUGAGAAUUCCAGUGAAGGAGAAUAUUGAUGACAUUGACAUUUUCUUGAGCUUCUUAAGUGUUGCAAAAAAUCUUAAGAAAUGUAAUUAUUGGUAUUUAGAUACUCUAAGAGCAAAUUCAGAUUUUUAUUUGAAGUUACCACUAAGUAAUACCUGAAACCAAAAUGAAAUUUUGCUCCUUGAGAGUAACUGCCUUUGAUAGAAGAGAUAAACUACCAGGGGAAAUGCAAGAUGAGCAAAAAAUGGGUACAUACUUUAAAUUCUAUUUAUCUUCUUCCACAUAUCUAACAGUUAAACUAAACCAGAUUCAACUGAUUUUUCUAGCUAUCUUUGAUUUGGGAUUUUGUGCCUGUACAACUCUAUUCUUCAUCCUUUGAUGUCAGGUUCUUAAAGGAAAUCAAAGAUAGACUAUCUUAAAAUUAGAAAGACUGCUUAUACAAGCCUCAAGUUGGUGACUAAAGAAGCUUGUGGCCACGAUGCCAGCUGUCCUUCCUGAUCACCAAAUAAAGACAGUGUGAAAAUUA